Molecule: messenger RNA, 447 nt
Organism: Rhizoctonia solani
Lineage: Eukaryota; Fungi; Basidiomycota; Agaricomycetes; Cantharellales; Ceratobasidiaceae
Product: phosphatidate phosphatase PPAPDC1A
Exons: 5
Coding region: 1-447 (148 amino acids)
Biological process (GO): phospholipid metabolic process
Molecular function (GO): phosphatidate phosphatase activity
Source: RefSeq, a predicted model, not a curated record
AUGCGGGAUGGUUGGAGAAGCUUUUGGAGCGGCCAUUCCAGUGGCUCUUUUGCUGGAUUGAGUUUCUUGUCGUAUUACAUGGCGGGGAAGUUACAUAUGUUCGACGAACAAGGAUAUACGGCCAAGGUAUGGGUAGCUUUGGCACCACUACUUAUCGCAUUGCUCGUUGCAAUUUCUCGCACAGUAGACAACCGUCACCACUGGCAGGAUGUAACAGUUGGAGCAGUAGUAGGGAUGAAUCUCGCCUACUUCGCAUAUAGGCAGUAUUAUCCUUCGUUGGCUGAUAAGCUAUGUCAUGAAGCAUAUCAGGCCCGGUUAUCUCCCUUUCAAUGUGAUCUUCCACGAGAUGAACUGGAUAGAGAGGGACCUGAUGAUGAGGAGAGCCGUCCGUUGAUUAGGAGUUAUUCUAAUCAAGACAUAAAUAGCCCUCGCUCCGAUAGGUCGUAG